This is a messenger RNA of Neopsephotus bourkii (Bourke's parrot), 1336 nucleotides long. RefSeq names its product impact RWD domain protein (gene IMPACT). The transcript has 10 exons. The record is from RefSeq and is a predicted model, not a curated record. Gene Ontology annotation, biological process: regulation of translational initiation. Bases 46 to 846 code for a protein of 266 amino acids. NCBI's taxonomy places the organism in Eukaryota, Metazoa, Chordata, Aves, Psittaciformes, Psittacidae. Gene Ontology annotation, cellular component: cytoplasm. Gene Ontology annotation, molecular function: protein binding.
CUGGCGACUUCACAGCCACCACUGCGCAACCUCCUCCUUCGGCGCAUGCCCUUUCCCUGCUCCCGUCAGGUACCCAUGGCGGCGGGGGACACGGAGGCGGCUCAACAGCAAAUUGAUGAAAUUGAAGCCCUUUCAUCCAUAUAUGGUGAAGAUUGGUGUGUUGUUGAUGAAGAUGAAAAAAUAUAUUGCAUUAAGAUUAAUGAUUGCCUGGAUCAACCAAAAUGGACCCUCUGUCUUCAGGUGAUUCUGCCGCCAGGAUAUCCAACUGCAGAGCCACCUAUUUAUCAACUAAACGCUCCUUGGCUUCGAGGACAAGAUUAUACGGAACUAGCAAAUAGCUUGGAAGAAAUAUAUAUACAGAACCUUGGUGAAAGUAUACUUUAUUUAUGGGUGGAGAAGAUACGAGAAGUUCUGAUUGAAAAGGCACAGUCGUCAGAUCCAGAACCAGAUAUUAAGAAAACCAGUGAAGAAGUUGAUGAAGAUGGUGGAGAUGAUUUUGACCUAGAUUGUCAGCCCAUUCAUGAAGAUCCAAUUAAAAUGUUAAAUUACAUUACAUCUGAAAGUCAAGAAGUAGAUGAAGAACUGCCACCCAUACAUCAUGGAAACCCAAUUACAGAUCGAAGGAGUACUUUCCAGGCACAUCUGGCUCCUGUGGUGACACCCAGACAAGUAAAGAGAGUUCUUGAAAAAUUAUAUGAGAAUAAGAAAAUAUCAAGUGCUACCCACAAUAUACAUGCAUACAGGAUAUACUGUGAAGAUAAGCAGACAUUCUUACAAGAUUGUGAAGAUGAUGGGGAGACAGCAGCAGGUGGACGCCUCCUUCAUCUUAUGCAGACAAAUAGAUGAUUUCUUUCUCAAAAGUGAGAAAAAACCCCAACCCACAGCCUUUCCAAGUCUUGGAUCAGAAACAGGUGGUGGUAGUAAUAGUUCGGAUGUUUUAAAAGAUAAAUAAGUUUUGAUUCCUGUGCUUACUGAGUGGUGUAAGGUGUAUUGAAAACGAAGACUGGAAGAAGCUGACUGACAGAAUGUGAGAGUUGAGCUACGCACAGCCUUUCAUUUAGUUUCCUCAAAUUUUUGUAAAAAAAUACACUUAUAUUUGAGCUUGCAGAGUGGAGCUUUAAAUGCAAAAGGUAGUGGAAUUGAAGGGUUUAAGUUGUUUUGACAGUUUCUUCUCUUUCUUUGUUCAAGUUCUGGAUCUUUAGCCUUCAUACUUACAUAUACUUUAGUUUUCUAAUGUUGAAAUAAUAUUUAUUUGAGAAAGUUGCUACUAAAUGUGAAUUGAGAUUGAUAAACUUUGAUUCACUGGCAUGAUGUGAGCCAUAGUGAAAACAGAAAU